Messenger RNA from Penicillium argentinense, 1476 nucleotides. Its product is annotated as heme-dependent oxidative N-demethylase family protein. Bases 1 to 1476 code for a protein of 491 amino acids. NCBI's taxonomy places the organism in Eukaryota, Fungi, Ascomycota, Eurotiomycetes, Eurotiales, Aspergillaceae. The record is from RefSeq and is a predicted model, not a curated record. The transcript has 3 exons.
AUGGAUUUCCUCCCAAGCCCAGAGAGCGCCUCGCGAAUCGGACUGUUCCUCCUUGCGGCAAGUGCAGUCUAUAUUCUCCUCAGCCGGUCGUCCAACAAAUCCCUGUUAAGCAGACUAUCCAUACGCGGCCGCAAAGACUCAACAGCUCGAACCCCACCGCGAUCCAUAUCCCCAGACAGGAAACAAGCCAACAGCGCCACAUCGCCGUCAAGCUAUGACCAUGCCCUUCCACCCUCACGUAGAGAGUCCCUCCUCCAGCAAAAAGGGGCCAUCAUACGUUGGAAGGAGGGCGAGGAAGCCGAAAUGCGCCAGAGGAUGUUGCCCAUGACCGCAGAUUAUAGGACCAGCCCAGGAAAUUUGUACACGCCGACUGGGUUCUCGGUAGACGACGUGAAAGCCCUGGGAGACUUCCCCGACUAUGCAACACUGAGCGGAGUUCCGCUUCCCAAGCCUUAUCCCGAACAUCAACUUGAAAAGGCAUUACCGCGCCCAUAUCGCCCAUUUAGAUGGUCGUACCACCAAACCAUGUCUCUAACCAAGUUGGAAAAUGACUGGUGGAUCGAACUCGAAAGCACAUAUAAGAGCCGCAUAGCCCAGCGCAAAGAGCUCUUCACGAAGAACGGCAAAGCCGUGCUCGAUGCUCUCCCUGGCUCUGAGUUGGCAUGCAAGGAACUCAUGGAGAUGGUGUUGCAGUACAUCUGUACUAGAUACCCGCAGUACUUCACGCUCAUCGACAAGCGAAUCUUGCAAAACUACAUCCUCGGUACCGAGCAGGAUAUCCGAGCCAAACCUCCGUUAGAGGUUCUUCUCGACAAUGUCCCCGAAGACUUUGCGCUGAUGUUGCGCGAUGACAAGACCGGCUAUUACUAUUUGCGAGCGGCUGUGAUUUGUUCUGCCCUCGGAUGGAAUGUUGAGUCCAAGAUCGGGCGUCGUCUGGACGCGAUCCAUGCUCCGAUUCCGGAUUAUAAGGAAAAGAUGCAGUUUUCAAUGGAUCGCUUCUUCACCAAAAUGCCGACAGAAAAGCCGAUCCAGCGAGGCUCAUGGGGUCUCGAGGUCGGAGAACCACUGUAUAUGCCUCCAGGCGACCCGCAUGAGGAAGUUCGAAACUCCCAAGACCCAAAGCUGAAGAUUGAAUAUUGCUCUUUACGGGUCGAUUGGCAGACUCUGCGUCGCCUCCCGCUGUCCGCGGCUGUGGUGUUCAACUUCAAGGCUGUAUUUAGCCCCAUCACUGAAUUCCGGGACGAGCCUGGCGUACCGGCACUGGUAGCCAAGGUGCUCAGGGAGGGGAAGAAAAGCAUCAUGGAAUACAAGGGCGUAUGGCAUGUUCAGCAUGUCAUUUUGCCGAAAUUGGAGGAGUGGGCAAAGGAGCAGGAGGAGAAAGGCCUCAUUCCAAAGGAUUGGGAGGUUGCUACCUUGGAUGAUAGCCCGUGGUUCAAGGGCUGGGAGGAGAAAUGGCAUCGGCAACAGGGAUUUUAG